AUGACCAUGGCCAACGUCACAGCUGGGAGGAACUCAUGCACCUUCCACGAGGAGUUCAAGCAGGUGCUGCUGCCCCUGGUCUACUCAGUGGUGUUCCUGCUGGGGCUGCCUCUCAACGCCGUCGUCAUUGGGCAGAUCUGGCUGGCCCGCAAGGCGCUGACCCGCACCAUGAUCUACAUGCUCAACCUGGCCACGGCCGACCUGCUCUACGUCUGCUCCCUCCCUCUCCUCAUCUACAACUACACCCAGAAGGACUACUGGCCCUUCGGGGACUUCACCUGCAAAUUCGUCCGCUUCCAGUUCUACACCAACCUGCACGGCAGCAUCCUCUUCCUCACCUGCAUCAGCGUCCAGCGCUACCUGGGCAUCUGCCACCCCUUGGCCUCGUGGCACAAGAAGAAGGGCAAGAAGCUGACGUGGCUGGUGUGCGCCGCCGUGUGGUCCAUCGUGGUCGCCCAGUGCCUGCCCACCUUCAUCUUCGCCUCCACUGGCACGCAGAGGAACCGCACCGUCUGCUAUGACCUGAGCCCCCCGGACCUCUCCGCCGCCUACUUCCCCUACGGCAUCACGCUCACCGUCACCGGCUUCCUGCUGCCCUUCGUGGCCAUCCUGGCGUGCUACUGCAGCAUGGCCCGCAUCCUGUGCCAGAGGGACGAGCUGAUCGGCCUGGCGGUACACAAGAAGAAGGACAAGGCCGUGCGCAUGAUCGUCAUCGUCGUCAUCGUCUUCUCCAUCAGCUUCUUCCCCUUCCACCUCACCAAGACCAUCUACCUGAUCGUCCGCUCCUCGCCCAGCCUGCCCUGCCCAGCCCUGGAGGCGUUCGCCAUCGCCUACAAGUGCACGCGCCCCUUCGCCAGCAUGAACAGCGUCCUCGACCCCAUCCUCUUCUACUUCACCCAACGCAAGUUCCGUGAGAGCACCCGCUACCUCCUCGACAAGAUGAGCUCCAAGUGGCGGCACGACCACUGUGUCACCUACGGCUCCUAG
This is a messenger RNA of Cygnus atratus (black swan), 987 nucleotides long. It is a transcript of the gene P2RY6, whose product is annotated as pyrimidinergic receptor P2Y6. Lineage: Eukaryota; Metazoa; Chordata; Aves; Anseriformes; Anatidae. The record is from RefSeq and is a predicted model, not a curated record. The transcript has a single exon. Gene Ontology annotation, cellular component: plasma membrane. Bases 1 to 987 code for a protein of 328 amino acids. Gene Ontology annotation, molecular function: G protein-coupled UTP receptor activity; G protein-coupled UDP receptor activity; G protein-coupled ADP receptor activity. Gene Ontology annotation, biological process: cellular response to pyrimidine ribonucleotide; phospholipase C-activating G protein-coupled receptor signaling pathway.